UUUCUGGAUCAACAACUAGACAAUAGGCUCAUACACUGCAAUGACGUGUGCGUAAACGUGUUUCUUUUUAGAAGUUCUUCUUCAUCAUGUCAACGCUUUUUGAUUUAGAAGGAUUGUAGGAGAAUGGGGACGUUGGAUCAAUUAGCUUCAUUAGAGCAUACCAUGCAAUCCUCUUACAAUCAAACAUACCAAGAAGAAUUAGUGUGCCGAAUGAUAAGAUAUCCAUGGAUAUUAAUAGUCUCUUUAUUAAUCAUGAUGGUUAUAAUGUCUGCAGGUGUCAUAGGAAACGUCCUAGUUUGUAUCAGUAUGUAUACCUGUCGUUCAUUACGAACAGCCAACAAUGCUCUUCUUUUGAAUCUAGCUGCAGCUGAUCUAUUCGCUUGCUUCCUUUUCACACCGUUACUCUUCACCCUGGUCAUCCAAUCCCUCGUUUCAUAUAAAGCGGUUAUGCCGCGGUUUUUAUGCAUUUCUCAAGGUUGGUUGCGGUUCGUUUGCAGUUCAGUUCAGCAGAUCACAUUAUCAUCUAUCAGUGCACAGCGGUAUGCUGCUAUAGCUCACCCAUUAAAGCGGAAAGGAACUAAAGAAAGAGUCUUAGCUGCAGUGGUUAUCUCAUGGCUGAUAAGUGCGUGCAUUUCUAUUGCAGCUAUUCAAUUGCAAUCCUCACCUAUUUAUGAAUUAUGUCCUUGUAGCUUAGGCUUAGGCUCUGGAAUACCGACCAACUUAGUCGACAUGUACCUACUGGGCCCUCUUGGCAUGAUGUGCUUUCUUAUAGUAAUAUUCUUUUAUGCCAUGAUAUUCCGAACAGUCCGGAAGCACGUAAAAGAGAAGGUCGGCUCGUCCUAUGAACCAACCUCCUCGGUCACUACCGCCAAUAAGCGAAUACUACCAUUGAAGUGCUGUCAGAUGUGCGGAUUUAGAGGAGGCCUGAAGACAAAUGUUGUGGCACCUAUUAUUGAUGACCAUAACUCAACGGAAUUACCUAAACACGAUCUCCUCCAGGGAAGUAGUUCUCUAGAAGCUGCAGAGAGGCAACACACUAGUAAUAUGUCUAUUCCAGAGGUAACAAGUGAUGCAUAUUUACAACACAUCGUGACUGAUACUGAAAAUAUCCAUAGUAACAAUUCAAUGCCUCAAGAAUAUCAAGAGUAUGUAAACCAUAGUCAUGGGUCCUUUAACUUAUUGGAUCAGCAAGGAUUGGAAAGAUCUGACAUUUUCUCUGGACCAGAUGGGACUGAAGAUAUCGGGGAAACAUACAGCAACUUUUUACCAUCAUUAGAGACUAAAGCAGGUGAUGACAACUCUGACAUGAUCCCAGAAAUAAACUCGACAUACGACGUUUCAAAUACCAAUGAAUUAAAUAAUGUCAGAGAUUAUGAACAGGGCAUGCUUGAUACCGAGGGUGGAGCUAAAGUAGAGAUAGAUACUGAUAAACCAUGUGAAAUUCAAUGCGAAAAGCUUGAGGAUGCGCCUGUGUUGACUAUGGGACAGCGCGAGACACAACUGGAUGAGCUUUCACAGAGUGCAGUAGACAAUACUGCUCGAGAGACAAACUCGAAUGGCUUGGUCCAAUGUGAAGAUGUUCAAGACAAUGUAGAGACUCAUCACGUCCCUCACAGUGAUUCUACUGGUAAUGUUCCAUCAGUUGAUGGGGAUAAGGUCUUGACCAAAGGAAACACAAUAUGGCUAGCUAGUGAAAUACUACCUGGUACUUCCAUUUCCGUCCAAGAUGCUUCUACCGUGACAAAGGAAUUAUCAACAAAGAUCUACGGAGAUGUGUGUUUGAUGAAUCCUAAAUCGCGCGAAAGGGGCCGACGAAAAAUUGAGGCAAAGACCGCUAAACGAGCUUUAUUCAUUAUAGCUGCAUUCAUCAUCUGUUGGUUUCCAAUGAGUAUUAUAACUUACCUUGAAAUCAGUAUGAAUCUUCCCGUCGAGGUGAAGAUUUUAGUUUUAACUUUAUCCUUCUUGAGUGCUGUUAUCAAUCCCAUCAUUUAUACAUUCAUUAACACGGCAUACAGGAACGAGUUCAAAAGACUCCUUAAGAAAAUAUACCAGAGAUAAUCAUCAUUGGGAAGGAUCGUUUGGAUAAAGAAUUUUGAUCUGGAUUUAUGCCUCUAAUUAUUACAUCCUUAUUAGACUGAGCCCUGAAGCAACAAAUCUCUCUGAUUUAUAUACUGAUUUAUAUACACGGCAGGAUAUUUAUCAUCAAAGAAGAUGAAAAUGAAUAUGUAGUACAGGUAUAACGUUUGAUUUUAUGUAUUCUUUUAACUUAUGUAAUUAUUGACAUGAUGGAAUUCAAGUAAAUGGCUUUAUAUAAUUUGUAUAAUGUGAAUGCCAUUCAAUUGUUCUUUUUAUUGUGUAAAUUGUCACUAACAUGACUUAAGUACCAUCCAACAUACCCAUGGUGAUGUAUGCUGUUUAUGAAAACAAUGCAAAUAACCCUCCUAAAUUCUGUAAGCUUGUGUGAGUUGCUGGUUCGAUAAAUAAACAGAACUCAAGAAAGUGGGUGAUUACGGGAUGGUGAAAUUCAGAUUUGGUACAGAGAGAGAGAGAUGAUCAAUGGAAAGGGGGAAGACAAAUAGAAAAGAAGAUGAUCCGACCAUCUUUUUUUCAAUGUCCUUAUUAUCUCUUAUUUCAUCCUCCUCGUGAAUCCGAUGCCACUAUACCCCCAUCCAUGACACUACGCCUGCACUACGCCACGAACAUUACCUCACUAAUUUCCAUUUCUUUUUUUCCUUGCAGACUUUGUUGUCACAAAUGAAGUUAAUUUGACAAAGUACAUGUCUUUAAAGGUUAAUAAUUGAGGCUAAGAGGGACACACAUCGAUCUUAAUCUUGACUUAAUCUUGACUUAAGCACACUGUAACUAUGUCAGUGUCAUAUACUAUCAGCGUUAUCCCUGAUAUUUAAAAGUUAAUUCUUCGUCCAUUUUGAUAUUCAUUGUGGAGAGACUUGAAAGACAUUCACACAAUUCAGAUCCAUUAGCGUCGUUUGAUUAUUCUUAAUUAUAGUUUUGUUUUACUGUAAGUUACAUGGAUGAAUAUUGUGUUGUAAUAGAAAGAUUAAAAGAGAUAUCUCAAACUGGUCAACAAUGAUCGAUGUCUUUAUUAUCAUGUGCUUUUUCUGUUCCAAGUCGAUGACAACGAUACUAACCCUUUCAAUGCCGUCGGCAGUUUGAACAACCCAAAGUUAAGUAUCUGUGUUUGAAACUGGAAAAUCCUGUUUUUUUACGUUAUUAGAUAAUUGACAAGAUUCAUCUCAUUUAAUGUUUGUCUGACGGAUAAUGUUUUGUAUGUGGAAAAGGAAAAGGAUUUCCUUUCACAACAAUUUGAAUA
Molecule: messenger RNA, 3331 nt
Organism: Strongylocentrotus purpuratus (purple sea urchin)
Lineage: Eukaryota; Metazoa; Echinodermata; Echinoidea; Camarodonta; Strongylocentrotidae
Exons: 1
Coding region: 124-2058 (644 amino acids)
Biological process (GO): G protein-coupled receptor signaling pathway
Cellular component (GO): membrane
Molecular function (GO): G protein-coupled receptor activity
Source: RefSeq, a predicted model, not a curated record